Messenger RNA from Suncus etruscus (white-toothed pygmy shrew), 981 nucleotides. RefSeq names its product olfactory receptor 4F4. Bases 1 to 981 code for a protein of 326 amino acids. Gene Ontology annotation, biological process: G protein-coupled receptor signaling pathway. The record is from RefSeq and is a predicted model, not a curated record. Lineage: Eukaryota; Metazoa; Chordata; Mammalia; Eulipotyphla; Soricidae. The transcript is spliced from 2 exons. Gene Ontology annotation, molecular function: G protein-coupled receptor activity; olfactory receptor activity. Gene Ontology annotation, cellular component: membrane.
AUGAAUAAGGUAACAACAAAGGCUAUAUCCUGGAAUGAAUCAAUAAGUGAGACAAAUCACUCCAUAGUGACAGAGUUCAUUUUUCUAGGACUCUCCAAUUCUCAAGAAAUCCAGAUCUUUCUAUUUAUAUUCUUUUUUAUAUUCUAUAUAGGAAUUGUGCUUGGUAACCUACUUAUUGUCAUAACUGUGACUUUUGAUUCUCAUCUUCAUUCCCCCAUGUACUUCUUUCUGGCCAACCUCUCACUCAUCGAUUUGUGUCUGUCUUCAGUCACAGCUCCCAAGAUGAUUGCUGACUUUUUUCAUAAACGUAAAGUCAUAUCUUUCAAGGGCUGCCUUUCUCAGAUAUUUCUCCUUCACUUCUUUGGUGGAAGUGAGUUAGUAAUCCUCAUAGCCAUGGCUUUUGACAGAUAUGUAGCCAUCUGUAAACCUCUUCAUUAUACUACAAUUAUGCGAGGCAAUGUAUGUAUUGGCAUUGUGACUGCUGCUUGGGGAACUGGUUUUCUCCACUCGGUAAGCCAGUUGGCCUUUGCAGUGAAUUUACCCUUUUGCGGUCCCAAUGAAGUUGACAGCUUUUACUGUGACCUUCCUAGGGUCAUCAAGCUUGCCUGUACAGACACUUACAGGCUGGAUAUUAUGGUCAUUGCUAACAGUGGCAUACUCACUGUAUGUUCUUUUGCUCUCCUCAUUAUCUCCUACACUAUUAUCCUAAUGACCAUUCUACAUCGCCCUUCAGACAGAUCAUCUAAAGCUUUGUCUACUUUAACAGCUCACAUCACAGUAGUUCUUCUAUUCUUUGGACCAUGUAUCUUUAUUUAUGCCUGGCCAUUCCCUAUCAAGUCAUUAGAUAAAUUUCUUGCUGUGUUCUAUUCCGUGGUCACUCCUCUCUUGAACCCUAUUAUAUACACCCUCAGGAACAAGGACAUGAAAACUGCAAUGAGACGACUCAUAAAAAGGGAAGCAAAUUCUAGGGUAAAAACUUAG